AUGACAACUGCAUUCUCAUUUUCACCUUCAGCUGAAGCAACACCAAAGAUAAGAGAGGAUAAUUUUGGGGAAACAUUAGGAAUCAGGGCUAAUCUUCAACAUCAAGAUAUUGGUCCUCCCGAUUUAAUCCACCGUUCAAUUUAUGCCGGAUCAAAAUCAGCAUUAUAUAACCAAAACGAUUUUGUUAAAGAUAAGCAGAAAAAGGAUGAUGAUGGUUAUGUUGGAUAUUAUCAUUUUGUUAAUGGAUUAAAGCCUCAAAGUAGCGAGCAAUAUAUUAUGGAAUUAAUAAAGCAUGGAGCCCCGUAUAAACGAGACGCUAUAAUUACUUAUUGUACAUAUAACAUAUUCAGCAAAACUGAUUUUCGAAUGAAAUAUAUAGUACAUCAUAAAGAUUUACUGGUUGACAAGUCAUACCAAAUUGCUGGUCGAACAGCGUCAGAAAUCCACCCAAAUUAUUUAAAGGAACUUGAUGCGUCACAAAUAGUUCGAUUUAUAUACUAUUUGGAUAAUCCGGAUAAUCAAUUGGUUGGAUUAGUUAAUUUUCCUGAUUAUGUAAAAGAUAAAGAGGCGAUUCUUGGAUCACUUGAUAUAUUGACAAAACAUCUUCCUAAAGGAUACAUGACGGGGACAUCAUCUGGGUAUGGAGCUCCUACUUCAUGCGGGGAUGACAAAAAGACAAACUAUUAUCGUAAUCGAUUGGUCGAUGCGAUAAUAAGAUUGGAUAAGUUGGGGGACUAUAGAAUUAGUCAACUGAUUAAAUUAUUUCAUGGAGACGAGUUUAAUUGUGUGAUUCUUAAAUUAAUCAAGGAUGAACUCGAAUAUAUACAAUUGAUUAAUGAGUCUACAAAGAAACAGAAUUUGUAUACCACACAACUGGCAUUGAUAUUAGUUGAGCAAGUCAAAUUUCUUAUAUCUAAAGAGCAAUAUAAAUUAGCUUUGGAAAUUGCGAAAAAAACGAUAUUGAUAUUACCAUUAGAUUUCGAUUGUUGGUUCUAUUUAGCAUUGUCAUAUAUUUUAGUUAAAGACGUUGAAAAUGCUUUACUUGUUAUCAAUUCAUUGCCUAUCAUUAUAAAUAAAAACAAAGGAACACAUGAUCUACCAGAUUUGUUUGUGUCGACAUUUAUUGAACGACUCGAGUUGGAAGAAGUCAUUUCCGAAAAGCUGUUUUACGAAUAUUUCCCUAAUCCUAAAAAUACCAAUGGCGAGCUUAUUGCUUCUAUUCGGAAAAUGUGGAAUGAUUCAUUCUUAUUUAAUCCUUUGUCUAGGCAUCCUAUUGUGGGACAACAUUUUUCUCAGUCGCCAUUGGUCAACAGUUCUGCUAUUGAAAUUGCAUCGGUGGAUACUAUUCUUGUUAAAACAUGUGCACCAAACUCAACUAAAAAUGCCUUUGCAUCCCAGUCAGCCGGUUCUAGUGCAUCUUCUAUUUUGAACUUUACUCGAAAAUCAACUUGGGGACGAACUUAUGAUCUCUUGUCGUUCAUGGUAGCACUUGUCGGGUGGGAACACGUGAUUUCAAUUAAAGAGAGGUUGUUUAAGCUGAAUGUCGAAACUACCACUGCUGAAAAUAACAAUUAUAUUGUGAACCAUGGAGCUAAGGAAAAGUUAGUGACAUGUGAAGCUUGGUUAGAACAGUUGUUCAUUACAAUUUACGAAGAUCUCCGGACACUAAUGAUCACUAUUGCCAACAACAGCAAUCAGGAACGGAGUGCGUUAGAAUGGGAAAUGAUAGGUUUGUUAGGAUGGCUGGUGAAACACAAUUUACGAGACUCCAUCAGCCUGUUGGUUACUAGUAUUAUUGGCAAGAAUGUGCAAGGUGAGUUUGAUUACUUUAGUACCGUGCAAUUGUUGGAAAUUUAUGAUGAGUUUAUUCUUGAUUGUCCAGGUUACAUGGAUAAUUAUAAUGGCAAGUUUUUCAGCAACAAAUUGAUUUUACGAGUUUCUAGUAAAAAAAUGUGUGAUAGUUUGGUGAAAUCAUUGGAACAAGAGUAUUUCAAGCUUGAUUUUGUUCUUCUUGCAAUAAUUAAGUUGAUUAGUUGGAAUGUGCGAUGGUAUCAAUAUGUUCCUGAUUAUCUUAUAAUGAGCAUUUUACAAAAAUUGAUAGCAAAAUAUGAUCUGGUUUACAUUAUGACUACAAUCAAAAUCAUAUUUGAACAGAACAAAAGGCAGAAAACUACUAAAUCCUUAUUCGGGAAAAAGAAAAAAGAAGGACCCUAUGAAUUUGUUGAAAGUGACACUAUAUACGACUAUAUGGAUUAUCUUGUCAAUUGGAUCUAUAGUAUAUCCUGA
Molecule: messenger RNA, 2286 nt
Organism: Candida albicans SC5314
Lineage: Eukaryota; Fungi; Ascomycota; Pichiomycetes; Serinales; Debaryomycetaceae
Gene: CHS6
Product: Chs6p
Exons: 1
Coding region: 1-2286 (761 amino acids)
Biological process (GO): Golgi to plasma membrane transport
Cellular component (GO): exomer complex
Molecular function (GO): protein binding
Source: RefSeq, a predicted model, not a curated record